Messenger RNA from Protopterus annectens (West African lungfish), 801 nucleotides. RefSeq names its product pancreatic and duodenal homeobox 1 (gene PDX1). Gene Ontology annotation, biological process: regulation of transcription by RNA polymerase II; type B pancreatic cell differentiation. Gene Ontology annotation, cellular component: nucleus. Gene Ontology annotation, molecular function: DNA-binding transcription factor activity, RNA polymerase II-specific; RNA polymerase II cis-regulatory region sequence-specific DNA binding. The transcript is spliced from 2 exons. The record is from RefSeq and is a predicted model, not a curated record. Lineage: Eukaryota; Metazoa; Chordata; Ceratodontiformes; Protopteridae. The coding region runs from base 1 to 801 and encodes 266 amino acids.
AUGGACACUGGGGACCAUUAUUACGCGUCUGCCCCAAUGUACAAAGAAUCGUGCGCUUAUCAGAGAUCUCAAGCACCGGAAUACAGCCCAAACCCACCAGCAUGUCUGUAUAUGGGGCGACAGCAGCAUGUCCCCUAUUCUUCUGUAGGUGGUAUUGACCAGGGGAGCCCUCCAGACAUCUCACCUUAUGAAGUGCCACCCAUUACAGAAGACCCAGGUGUUGGUCACCUUCAUCAUCACCACCCUAUUCAUAUGUCGCAUCAUCCGCACCAAGUUGCUGGAUUUGGAGAAGGACCACAGAUAUCAGCGCUGGAAGAACGCAGUAGGAUUCAGCUCCCCUUUCCGUGGAUGAAAUCCACUAAAUCUCAUACGUGGAAAGGGCAGUGGACAGGAAGUUCGUAUCUAGUCGAACAAGAGGAAAACAAGAGGACACGAACUGCAUACACCAGAGCGCAGCUCUUGGAGCUAGAGAAAGAAUUUCUUUUCAAUAAAUAUAUUUCGCGGCCAAGAAGAGUGGAACUAGCCGUCAUGCUCAACCUGACUGAAAGACAUAUCAAAAUCUGGUUUCAGAAUCGCCGGAUGAAAUGGAAAAAGGAAGAGGAUAAGAAGCGGGGUAGGGGCAGCAGCGACCCCGAACAGGACUCCUCUGUAUCUUCGGGAGAUCUGAAGGAUGAAGGGCUUUGUACAGGGGGGAGCAAUCCGUCUCCUAUCUCCAGGGAUUUGCUGUCCUCGUCCAUCUCCACGUCCCAGCAUAGCAUUAUCCUGGGAUCACCCGUGGCAAGGCAACAGGACAAACUAUGA